This is a messenger RNA of Salarias fasciatus (jewelled blenny), 593 nucleotides long. It is a transcript of the gene mustn1a, whose product is annotated as musculoskeletal, embryonic nuclear protein 1a. Bases 152 to 385 code for a protein of 77 amino acids. Gene Ontology annotation, cellular component: nucleus. NCBI's taxonomy places the organism in Eukaryota, Metazoa, Chordata, Actinopteri, Blenniiformes, Blenniidae. The record is from RefSeq and is a predicted model, not a curated record. The transcript has 3 exons. Gene Ontology annotation, biological process: tissue regeneration; chondrocyte differentiation; chondrocyte proliferation.
AGAGGCAGAAAGGAGGAGGAGUGUGUUUACUUGUUACGUCAUUUAUUAUUCUUGGGCCCAGAUUUAUUGUCCACAGGAGCAUAUGUGAGAGCGCGUUGGUCUCGAUCCACAGAAGGAGAAUUUGCACAUCAUCCUCAGCUGCCCAGCCACCAUGUCCCAACCUGGUCAGGAAGAUGAACAGAUGCAGCGGCCUGAAGUGAGAGAAGAGGAGCUGACAGACGCAAAGACCAGACUGGGUACGAGCGGCCCUGCGAAGAGCAAAACCUUCCAAGUAAUGGAAGAGUGCGAGAAAAUGGGAAAAGCUGCUCCCUCUGUCUUCAGUCGGGCGAGAUUGGGAGGAGAGACGGCUUUCAGCACACGGUCCGCUCAACCAGCCCGGAAAUGAAGAAAGUCCCUUAACUUGCUGGCCAGCAUGUUGGAGGGGUGGGUCUGUUCUGUAAUUCUCUCCAUAUUUGGUCAAAGUCAUGUUUGUAGUUCUGCAUCAACUGUGGACUUCAGGGAAUGUUUUACCCAAACAUUCAAUAACACCAGAGUGCAGUAAUAAAGCUGACUUUCUUAAAUAAAAUAUUGAUGAGUUUCUCUUCAACUUCCAA